Molecule: messenger RNA, 2392 nt
Organism: Photinus pyralis (common eastern firefly)
Lineage: Eukaryota; Metazoa; Arthropoda; Insecta; Coleoptera; Lampyridae
Exons: 2
Coding region: 119-2392 (757 amino acids)
Source: RefSeq, a predicted model, not a curated record
UGGAACAUAAACAUGGCAUAUUUCAAACUGACAGAACGGUUUUUACAUACUUGAUCGCACGGUCAUAUUUCCUUUUUUGACAGUGAAACAUGUAAUAUUAGAACUUAAAGAUUUUUUAAUGGAAAAACAUUCAAAAUUGCGUGCACUUAACAAAAACGAAGAAGAAAUUUAUUGUGUUAAUUAUGACGAAGUCUCGAAUUCUCCUCCAAUUUGCAGUAAUGACGUUUCUCAGUCAAUCGGUCUGUCUAUAGAAGUGGAAAUAGCAGACAGUUUAAAGAAUGUAAUGUCGCGUCCUGAAAAACACAACUCUUCGCUUUUGGAUGUUACCAUUGUUCGCCCGAAUCACUUAAAUCGAUUCUCUGGAAAGCAAAGUGUAACCAUAAGAGGCAGCGAAAUCCAAGAUUUGAUAUUGCGCAUGGAAAAACAAAAGCGGGAAAAAGAGUUAUUAAUUGCAGAUCUCAAAAGAGUUCAAGAUACUCGUAUAACUAAGAAACAUGAAAAGAAGCGGAAACCUAAUCUGAACGCGGUGCGAAGUAAUAACGCCGUUGCAAGUGACAAUAAAACGAAGCGCAUCUCUGAAGAGAAGCCUUUUGUAAACUCUGCACCCACAUCAAUCCUACAGCCACUCAUGGGUCAAAUUAGAGAAUCAUUACGACACUUAGAAGAAAGAAUUUUAGCGGUCGGAGAUCAUAAAGAGAACAUAACUCAGCCUAAAGCACAGCCGCAUUCUUUAUUAAAUUGUGACUUGGUGGAUGCGCUUCCGAGAAGAAAACAAACUAAAAAACAUAUGCGUAAACUUCAGGGUAAUGUGCACGAGCGCAAUCACCACGUCUAUACGACUGUACACACAUUCGACCGGUUGAAAACGUUGCUAUCUUGUCAAAAUGCAAACGCGCGCGAUGUUGAGGACGACAAGCCUUGUCCAUGUCAACACUGUGGAAUGGUUCAACUUCUAGUAGAAUCGCAGAAACGACCUAUAAUGCCCACUCUUCCUCUGAAAACUCCAUCUGGAGUUUGGCCUCAAACUGAAAAUCGGGAAGAUCAGGAAUCAAGCGAGACAUCCUUGGAAGAUCCGUACAAUAUCAUUCGGGAGUUGGCACUUCGUCUCAGAGCUUUGGAGGAGCGCGUCGCCCUUCAAGAACGUUCUACCGUCCCUAAAGACUACUUUAAACGAGUCAUCAAAAGAAUUCUCGAUUUACAGGCCACAAUAUCUCAACGCAACCAGUGCGAUGUCGGUGCCCAUACUGCAGGUACUCAGUAUAAUUUCAAUCAAUCUGAAGAAUUCGAUCGGCGCAGCAGGAGUAAAAUACGACAACGCAACGUACAAAUACAACAAGGGUAUGCGAAACGCUAUUACGUAAGCCCAAUGUUGGAAGAAUCAUCAAGUCAAAAAAUAUUUUCUGCAAUUAGCAGUCUUUUUCCUAAUCUUAACUAUGAAAGGAUCAAUGAUUGCUUUCUGAAAUGGGGAAAAGAAGCUAUUAAUCCGGGAGCGGACUUAAAAGCUAAAAUUAUUGACCUUCUGGACGAAAAAUUACUAAACAGUUCAAACUUAAAAGAAACUUUGAAACCCAGUACUUCUUCUGGUGAGACUUUAAGAAAACUGCUGGAAUUGUUAUCUACUCAAGAUAAACUUCCUACAGGGGUAGACAAUGAGGUGGAUUUUUCAAAGUUAAGCUCGGAAAUUGGAAAACCAAAUUUAGCGAGAGGCGUUUUGGAUAAACAUUCCAAAAGGCAUCGCUCUGGUAUUCCUAUAAGAAUCGGAAAUAUAUCUGUUGGCGAUGCUUGCAUCUCAACCCCGAAAAAUGAAACCCGCAGCGCCCGUAUUUCAAAAUUAAAGACAAAUAAAAUGGACAAAGACACUAACGCUGAUGAAGCUAAACUUACCAGUGAACAUGUUGUAAGAGUGACUUACGUAAACCCUCAUGUGAAAACGUGGAAAGACUUGUCUUCGAACUCUGAAGCUGAAGUUUUAACAGGAAUACAGGAGAUGUCAUUGCGUUCAUCGAGCUCGUUUCAGUUACAUUCUGCAAACACUGAAAACAAAGAACAACCCACUCGGCUUCUCAAAAACUAUUCCCUUUCAGAGAAGUUGAAGCUCCUAAAAAAGGUGGCAAGUUCCGAAAUAACUAAAUUAGAAUUGUGGACUUACAUUUGGAAUCAGACCAAAACGUACUGCAAGUCAAAGGAUGACACCAUUAUCGUACAAGUUCCCACACGGAAGGAAAAAGGACAUGCCGAAAUAAUUGAAGUGGAAUUUACUAUAGAAGAUGUACAACAGUUAGUUGAAAAUCCGAAACUGUUGACCACAAAAAGAAAUUCCAAUCAUUCCUCACAUCCUAAAAGUGUUAAGUCUUUGUUAUUAAUAAAACGUAAAACGGCAGUUAAUAAAUGA